GACCGCCACUCCAGCACUUAGCCCGAGACACCGACCCGGAAGCUGCUCUCUGGUUGUCGUGUAGACAGUCCGGUGAGUCUGAGUGUGACCGUUCACGGAGACCUCAAUGCCUCUCACAGAGUCGCCCUUCAGCUGCAGCCUGCUUGAUGGUCUGUUUUACAUGAGUUGUGUUCUCGUCUAUCCAUCAUACUGGUUCAUUGACCGUCUGCUGUCCUGCGUGGUGUCCACCAGUGAUGAGCGCUCCCAUGGAUCUGCCCCGAGGAUCCUGUGCCUGGUGUUCGGGGCGCUAUUCUUCCUGCUUCUCUUCGUGCUCUCUGUACCCCUGUGUGUUUUUGGUCUUCUCCUAUGGGCUCCUCUCCAUCAGGUCCGCCGUCCGUACAGUUAUCAGCGAUCUGUGGAUUCCCAGGAUCCUCCAGACAGAACUAUCACUGGUGACUGCUCCUUUAUCUUUGUCAGUGCCAACCUGUGUCUUCUGCCGGACGGUUUGGCCCGCUUUAGUAACCUGAGCCACACACAGCGUCGUGUUUCCACCAUCUCCAAGCUUCUGUGUGCUUCUCCAAUGCUGGAGAAUGGUGAGGACUCGCUACCGAUCUGCAGUGCUGAGGAUGUCCUGCCCAUGAUGGAGAUGUCUCAUAAGAAGAGCGCAAGAGAGGACAACCUGUUCGAAGUGUCUGUGGAUUUUCCUCAGAAUGCUGACUUUAUAUGUCUACAGGAGGUUUUUGAUGGACGAGCCUCUCGGAAACUUCGCCGGUGCCUUGGUGCUUCUUUCCCCUAUAUCUUGUAUGACGUGGGCCCCUCAGGACCUCAUAGUUGCAGCUUCAAGUUCUUUAACAGUGGAUUAUUUCUGGCCAGCCGGCACCCGCUACUUCAUGCCAAGUACUAUAUCUACCCAAAUGCACGUGGGGAGGAUGCGCUGGCGUCCAAAGGCCUCCUGUGCGUUAAGGUUCGCUUGGGAACCACAGAACAGAAGCAAAGCAUUGUGGGAUACAUAAACUGUACCCACCUCCACGCUCCAGAGAGCGAUGCCACCAUACGCUGUGACCAGAUGUCUCUGCUCCUUCAGUGGGUGUCUGACUUCCAGGCUGAGAACACUCAGGACGGGGAACUUGUUGCCUUUGAUGUUCUCUGUGGAGAUCUGAACUUUGACAACUGCUCGUCAGAUGACGGUCUGGAGCAGAAGCACGGCUUAUUUUCCAUUUAUAGAGAUCCGUGCAGAGACCGCGCAGGACGAGAUCGUCCUGGGACCAUAGGGACCCUACUCAGACAGGAGUUUCUGUACCAUGAAGCUGUGAACUCUCCAGCCAGGCUGAAGAGCACCCUCCAGUCAGACAGCGAGCGCCGGCUUUAUGUUGCGGCACCAUUACCUCAGGAUGAUGGUGAUGGACAAUGGACGGGACGACGCAUCGAUUAUAUUCUGCAUCGGGAGGCGGACACUCUGCUACCGGUUGUUGUAGAGAAGUUCCAGUUCAUCACACGAUUGGCCGGCCUGUCGGAUCACGUCCCUGUGGCCCUGCACCUGUCCUCCUCGCUCCCAGAGAUCACCACCCUGUGACCGGCUCUGGUGGGCACCCCUGGACCCACGUACUUCACUGACUCGGAGGCACAGACCUCACUGAUGCCUGUGGUGAUCUCUGGAUACACGGACCUCACUGAAGCCUGGUGGGGACCUCUGGACGCAUAGACCUUGCUGACAUCCAGUGGGGGCCUCUGAAGGCACAGACCUCACUGAUGCCUGUGGUGAUCUCUGGAUACAUGGACCUCACUGAAGCCUGGUGGGGACCUCCUGGACGCAUAGACCUUGCUAACAUCCAGUGGGGACCUCUGGAGCCACAGACCU
Molecule: messenger RNA, 1837 nt
Organism: Bufo bufo (common toad)
Lineage: Eukaryota; Metazoa; Chordata; Amphibia; Anura; Bufonidae
Product: sphingomyelin phosphodiesterase 5-like
Exons: 8
Coding region: 107-1552 (481 amino acids)
Biological process (GO): sphingomyelin metabolic process
Cellular component (GO): extracellular region; cytoplasm
Molecular function (GO): sphingomyelin phosphodiesterase activity
Source: RefSeq, a predicted model, not a curated record